Trematosphaeria pertusa is the source of this 1788-nucleotide messenger RNA. Its product is annotated as X-Pro dipeptidyl-peptidase protein. The coding region runs from base 1 to 1788 and encodes 595 amino acids. The record is from RefSeq and is a predicted model, not a curated record. Lineage: Eukaryota; Fungi; Ascomycota; Dothideomycetes; Pleosporales; Trematosphaeriaceae. The transcript is spliced from 2 exons. Gene Ontology annotation, molecular function: dipeptidyl-peptidase activity.
AUGCCGCUGCAGAUCAAAGAUGCCCACAAGAUCGACGAUUCAUCGUUCUCUUACGUCUUUGAGGAGAAUGCCGUGAUUUCGCUGAAAACAGGCCCGGGAGGAGUUAUUCGGUGUAAUGUGUAUCGACCGAAGGCCAACGGCGAGAAGUUUCCGGUUCUGGUCACAUAUGGGCCAUAUGGAAAGGAUAUUCACUACAACGCCUUCCACGAAAAGUCCUUCGCCGAAGUCAAUCCUGAGCAUCACUCUGACCAUUCAGCUUGGGAAACACCAGACCCCGGUUUCUGGACAAAGCAUGGUUACGCUAUUGUUCGAGCGGACGAGCGCGGGCUUGGUCAAUCACCCGGUUUCCUGGACACAAUGUCGCGCGGGACCAGUGAGGCAUUUUGCGACGUCGUCGAAUGGGCCGCUGAGCAACCUUGGUCGUCUGGCAAGGUCGGGCUUCUUGGCAUAAGCUACUACGCUGGAUCGCAAUGGCGAGUGGCAGCUCGACAGCCAAAGGGUCUCGCAGCAAUUAUCCCGUGGGAGGGCAUGAGCGACUACUACCGUGACCGCUGUCGGCACGGGGGCAUAUUCUCGAACAAGUUCAUCAACUUUUGGUGGAACCGCCAAGUUGUGUCGAACCAGUAUGGGCUACCAGGUCGCGCAGCAAGAAACUGGGGCCCGGACACUGUUGACGGCGAGUUAUCGGACGAAGAGCGCGAGCAUAAUCGACAGGAUCAAAAUAUCGACAAUCUGAAGAACAAGUUCAGGGAUGACGAGUAUUACGCGAGCAAGGAGUACGAUAUGAACGACAUUCAGGUACCAUUGCUAUCCGUCGGUAACUGGGGUGGCAUCCUCCUGCACCUGCGCGGAAACGUCGAAGGGUACACGCAAGCAGGAUCAGAGUUCAAGUAUCUCAGGAUGAUUACUGGAAGGCAUGACCUCCCAUUCUAUUACAAGGAAGAAGUGGAGAUCCAGAGGAGCUUCUUAGAUGCGUUUCUCAAAGGUGACGACCGCGUUGGAUGGAGCGUAAAAGGCCGCGUCCCUCCUAUCGACCUUGUCAUCCGCAAAGGCGACGUCGGCUAUAACGAUGCCGAGAAGGAGAAGACAUACAAGCGAAGAAGCGAAUCCGAGUGGCCCAUUGCGCGCACCAGAUACACCAAGUUCUACCUCACGCCAUUGCAAUCCCUCUCACGAAUUCAGCCCGCCAUUGCAGUGCCACAAAAGCUGUCUUACAAGGCUUUGGGAACCUUGGAGACCCAGCAAGUGUUGCAGUUUACCACCCCACCUUUCGAAGAAGAGACGGAGAUUACGGGCCAUAUCGUCGCUCAUCUCAACGUAUCCAUGUCACCGCACGCCGCCGGCCCAACACCCUCCGACAUCGACCUCUUCCUCACCUUGCGCUACAUAUCUCCAACCGGCAACGAAGUGUUCUACACCGGCACGGCAGGUGACCCCGUGCCCCUUACAAAAGGCUGGCUGCGCGUGAGCCUCCGCAAAAUGAACUCCUCACACCCGCGCCACCGCGAGUGGCUCCCUCACCGUGACUACUUCAGCACAGAUGUACAGCCUGUCAUCCCCGGCGAAGUAUAUCCGGUAGAUGUCGAGGUGUGGCCGACGAAUGUGGUCGUGGAGGAGGGGGGUAAGAUAGCGUUUGAGAUUAGCAGUGGGGAUACGCAGGGAAGUGGCAUGUUCUUGCAUGAGCACCCUGAGGAUCGGAGCGAGAAGAAAUUUUCGGGCAUGAAUCAUGUCAGCUUUUCGGAGAAACAUGUCAAUUGGGUCAUGCUACCCAUUAUUCCGCCAAAAUAG